Messenger RNA from Pecten maximus, 3718 nucleotides. RefSeq names its product DNA polymerase iota-like. The record is from RefSeq and is a predicted model, not a curated record. The transcript has 11 exons. Lineage: Eukaryota; Metazoa; Mollusca; Bivalvia; Pectinida; Pectinidae. The coding region runs from base 195 to 2903 and encodes 902 amino acids. Gene Ontology annotation, biological process: translesion synthesis. Gene Ontology annotation, molecular function: damaged DNA binding; DNA-directed DNA polymerase activity.
UCCUGACGUUAGUUGGUCCCAUGUGUAAAACAAGAUGGCGGGAAAGGAAAACGUAAACAGAUCUGUCUAUUCAGGAACAUGCAUAUCGAAUAUUGCUCAUCUACUGAUAAAAUGAAGGUCUCCAUGUCCGUGAACAACUCGGAAUUAUUAAACUGAGUUAGCUGAGCUUGUUUUGCUUAGUCUAGCGAACUGUCAUGGAAGAAUAUGGAGAGGGAAUCGAAGACGGAGAUGACGAAAGCUGGAAUUUACCGUUCAGUGAUGAAACGUCACAUAUUAUCCCCAGCACCGACAUCGGAAGUCCGGGUUCUAGGGCCAAUACCCAGGACUGGAAACACAGCAAACAACGACUUCCAUGUGAUUCUGGUGACUUAAGUAUCUCCACUUUGGGCCACACAAGGACUCUUAUUCAUAUUGAUAUUGACUGUUUCUAUGCCCAGGUGGAAAUGAUGAGGAACCCAAAAUUGCGAGACAAACCAUUAGGUGUCCAGCAGAAAUACCUGGUAGUCACCUGUAACUAUGUGGCUCGAGAAUGCGGAGUGACCAAACUCAUGGCGGUCAAGGAGGCCCUGGACAGGUGUCCUGACCUUGUACUGGUCAGUGGAGAAGAUCUGACACACUACAGACAGGUCUCCUACAGAAUAUCAGAGUUCCUGCAGCAAUACACGCCACACGUAGAGAGACUUGGUAUGGAUGAGAAUUUCCUUGAUGUGUCCCACCUUGUCAAGCAGAGGCUAGAGUCAGGUCACAGCAGGUCAGAAGUCAUAGGUCAUGAGUACACAUUCCAACAUGGUGACGACAAUGAGGCAAAUGACAAAGAUUAUCCUCCGGCUAUCUGCACCUGCGGAUGCCGAGAGCGAUUGACCAUUGGAUCACAGAUUUCUGCGGAUAUUCGUGAUGCCUUGUAUCAGGAGCUGGACAUUACUUGUUGUGCUGGUAUCUCCUACAACAAACUCCUAUCAAAACUUGUGGCAGGAAAACACAAACCUAACCAGCAGACAACACUGUUCCCUGAGCAGACAGCACAAUUCAUGGCCACAGUGGGGCAGGUCAGAAGAAUACCAGGAAUUGGUUCAACAACAUCAAAGAAGCUGGCAGCUUUAGGAAUUGUAUCACUACAGGAUCUACAGCAGUCCAACCUUUCUGACCUCAAGCAGGAACUAGGACCAAAACAGUCUGUUAUCAUUCAACAACUGAGUUUUGGAGUUGACGAUAGCCAUGUUAUUACGUUUGGCAGACCCCAGACACUCAGUGAUGAGGACUCCUUCAAAAAGUGUUCAACUGUUAAAGAUACAAGGUCAAAGGUCAGGGAAUUGCUCAGUAGCCUGACUAAAAGGCUACUUGAUGAUGGCCGAACACCCCAGACCCUGAGGCUGACCAUCAGGAAACUGACCACUGCUGAUAAAAAGUGGACCAACCGAGAAAGUCGUCAAUGUCCAAUUCCUGGUCAUGUUAUGUUAUCCUUGUGUUCAGAUAAACUUGGAAAGCUGAUUGACCAACUGGAAGAGAUCACCAUGACACUUUUCACCAAACUUGUCAAUACCAAGGAGCCAUUUCAUCUUACUCUAAUGAACAUUGCAUUUUGUAGUUUGGUAGAGAAAUCCAAAAAUGCUAUUAGCUCGUUCUUCACUAUCAAAAGUCCUAGAAACAAUGUUGAUAAUGGAUGUUCUGCAGAAAAUUCUCAAACACAACGAAAGUCUGUCACAAUGUCAAAAAAAGGUAAACAACCAAAUGUCCUGCAAAAAUGGGUAAUCAAAUCUCCAGAAAAACCUAGGAACCUUAAUCUUCAACAGAAUUUUACUGCUACCUGUGAAGAAAGUUCAACGAAUGUGUCAAGGUCACUUCAAAGUUGCUUGGGGGUUCAAGGUCAUGCAGUGCUAUCAACUGUUCUUGGAGAUGGUGAAACAAGUGUUGGUAGGGAAUCUGAACAAACAUCAGAUCAUGUUGAUAAUGAUUCCGAGGAGUUAAAAGCUUUGUCAUGUCAGAAAAGAAAAGCUGAGGAAAGAAUAGAUGAUAGAAGAUUACACAUCAAAAAGAGAAGUCUUGGUAAAAAUAUCGAUGUGAGUAUGUCGGGUACAAGUCCUGAUAGGAAGGACAGUUAUAUUCCUGGAACAUCUGAGGUGUUGCCAUCCAUCCCAAGUGACCUUGAUAUGGAGAUUUUUCUACAACUUCCACAAGAUAUUCAAAGAGAAAUUCUACAGGAGGCAGAAUCAAGACAAGGUAAAAUGUGUUCCACACAAAAGGGAAAAAAUGUUCAAUAUGAACAGACGAAUUCAAGUACUAAAGUACAAAGUUGUGCUGGAGACAAUGAAGGGUCUUAUCCAUAUGACAAUGGAGGAGAGAAAAAGAAAAAAGAAUCUGCGACAAUAUCUCCAACAAUUUCUGUUCGAAAAAGUUCAUUUCCCUCCGCCAUUAAUAGUGAUCAGACUGAAGAAAUGAAGUGGACAGAUAACAGGAUGGAAGAUUUUUCAAAUAAACAGACCACCAGUAUCCUAACGUCUUCUGAUUUCAAAAUAUCAGUGCCAGAGAAAGUGUCGAAAACAGCAUCUGAACCAAGCAGAAAUAUAUCAAAGGUAACAGUAAACAGUGUCGAUUGUUCUGCGACCAAAGUUUGGAAGGAAUCUGGUUACUUGGCUGCUGGUAAUGAUAAUUCUGUCAACCAGUCAUACCAGUUACCACCCCAUAUUGACAUAGAGGUAUUUUCAAAUCUGCCAGCCGAUAUACAGAAAGAAUACAUUGGCCAGUGGUCAAAAGAUGCUCUGUUGCCAUCAUCAAAAGGGAAGCAACCUGUGACUAAACACAACACUACACCAACAACAUCAAAAGGGAGACAACCUGUGGCUAAACAGAAACAUAAUGAAGGAAAAAGUAUUCUCAGUUUCUUCCAAACGAAAAAUAAAAAAUAAAAUAAAUUACGUUCAUUGUUUAGCUCUUUCCUUCCAUAGGACCAGUGACCUUAAUACCCUGGUGUAUCAACAUUUCUUCAAAAUACUACUGAAUGUCCGAGCAGAUUUAAGCAAAUUUGGCCAGGAUCGCCAUAAGGUGAAGAGGACUUGAUUUCGUAUAAACGGAGGACCCGACUCCCCUAAGAGCAAGUAAAUAGUGGAAAAUAAAAGAAUAAAGGGCCUUAUGUCAAGAAGUGCAAAUAUACCCUUGUAUCUCCCACUACACUGAUUGACCCAGGGACAGGAACGAAGUAUACAGUAGCUACCUAUAACACGGGACUUCAGUGGAUCUGGUUCGGUCGCUGUGAGAACAAAAACACCCCUUGUUACAACGGUGGGACAUGUUACGAGCUGUGGGAUUAUCCAACAGAAAUACUGGUGGAAAAUCCGGCCAAUAAUCCACCUUACAUAUUCAAGGAGUAUCACUACCCUCGACAGUGUGUGUGUAGUCAGUGACGUCACUGGUCCCUGAUAGCUACAUAGCCCCUUAAACCUGGUAAUGACCUGGAAACUUCACCAAUUCAGUCUGAAAGUCAUUGAUAUGACAUCCAAAUCGUUUGUCAACAAUCCUAAUCACAAACACUCAUAUCGUGGGAAGAUAAAAAUAAUACGUGACAUGAGCCAUAAUAUAACCCUGACUCUUGUUUUACAAAUGUAAACCACAACAGGGGUUAUUUUUGUAUUAAACAGCAACUUCGUGACAUAACUGUAUAAUUAUACAUAAUAAAAACAUUAUAAUAAGUGAUGUGCACUAUCAAAUGUAAGAACUGCCAAUC